AUGAGCUUCACAUGGCUGCUGUCUUUUGAUAAGCAAUCAUUGUUGAUGGAUUUCUUUCUUUCUGCUUUGGUUGAGUUAUUGAACCGCGGCAAAUGUCCAGUGCUGACUGGAAUCAAUAUAUUCCAACUGGAACAUGAUUUAGCAGAAACACAAAAAGCUGCAGGAUUACCUGUGGCCAUACCUAAAGAAUCUGGUUCUCCCAGUAACCAACGGGUUGAGAAAACCGUUGUUACCAUGGGGAACCCAACAAGUUUACCAAAGUCACCCGAUAAUGACCUCAGCCUCGACACAGACACCAUGUCGUCCGGAUCAGAAAUAUCUAUUUCAGAUGUAGGAUUAAGUCCAGAAGCUGAAUUAUUGGACUCUCAAGUGGUGAUAGAAAAGAGUGGCGCCAAGCCUCAAGACCUGGAUGCUGUCCCAGAAACAGAGCUCUUGGAUAUUUCUGCCAACAGAACUAAGGCAACGCUAGCAAACGUUGGCAGUCUUGCUACUAGGCGACCACCCACAAAGAAAGGAAAGAGUGAAUGUGACAGUGAUCAAGAAGAUAUGGAAGAGAACAAUGAAGGGAUUCCAGAAAUUCAGGGAGACAACACUAGCAACAACAUCGGUAACAAUGGUGUUGAUGGCGGUGACGGCGGUGGCUUGGAGACCUGGAUCAAACACGACAGACUGCCUGCAUUUGUACACAUUUUCAGGAAUUGUCUGGAUAAGAAACCAUUUGGAAGAGACAGCCACUCCGAUACAUCUUCGUCAAUGUCACAGACAUCAUAUGACCCCUCAAAACCCGUGUUCAAGGACCUCAGCUCAGAGAUCCCUGACAGUUCGGUGCCCAGCACCGAGACCACAGAUACCUUGGAUGCAACAAAUUCUUCAAAGGAACCUGUUACCUUGGUCUCUAGCAGACCCCUUUCAGGGGAUAAAAUUAAUUCAGAAGGUUUUACAGUCAGCUUAUUCCCUUCCAAGUUUAAACGAAUUGGUUCCGCAGAAAAUUGGGGAAAGAAAAAGAACAAAAUGAAAUCCCACCCCAUUCGAUUAAUUAGUAGUCAUUCGUUAGAAACUUUUCCUGCCUCUUACGAGUACGACUCUGAACCCAGUUCCAGCUCCAGUGGUGUUGUACUUCUGUCUAGUCGGCCACUUGAACCAGACAACUUCAUUUCUUGGAAUGGUAACAGAACAGGUGCUCAACCAAACAUCUCCAUUGAACACUCACCUGCUAGCACAGCAUCAAACAGAAGCCCAGAUUCCAAAUCAAACAGAUACUCAUUGAAAAGUAAUUUAUCAUCAAAUCCAUCGGAGGAUUCCACCUUAAAUAAACGAAGUAACCCAACCAAUGUAGGUUCAAUCACUGACUGGAGCCACGAUCAUGUUUGUCAUUGGUUGCAGACUCUUGAAAUGACUCAGUAUAUCCCGAGCUUCCACGAGAAACAGAUCUCUGGCAAAGACCUACUACUUCUGGACGGAUCUAAACUUAAGACCCUUGGAGUGAGCAGCAGCAGUGACCGGAAUGUGUUGAAGAAGAAAAUCAAAGAGAUGAAGACGGCUGCCGAUAAAGAACGCAAACAAAUGGAGAAGGAGCGAAAGGCCAAAGAAAAAGAACAGAAAAAGUUACUUAAGAAGAAAUAAUCCAAACGGAGAAAUUUAAAAAAAAAAGAAAAAAAUUGCAAAGGGUAGGAAUUGGGUGGUUUAUAUAUAUAUAUAUGUAUAUAUAUAUAUAUAUAUAUAUAUAUAUAUAUAUAUAUAUAUAUAUAUAUAUAUAUAUACAUGCAUACAUAGAUACACACAUAGUAUGUGUGUAUAUAUGCAUAUAUAUAUACAUAUAUAUAUAUAUAUGCACAUACAUACACACACACACAUACUUGUAUGUAAGAUGGUGUGAAGACUUUACAUUUACUGUUUUGAGGUACUGAAACGAAACCCAAACUAAACCGAUUCCAAGACAGCUGCUUGCAGUACGGCAAUUUACCCUGAGGUAGAUUUGGUAAUUCAUAAUCAAGGAAUUAUUAUUAUGACUGUGAAAUUGUCUAUUAUUGUUGUUGUUGUUAUUAUUAUUAUUAUUAUUAUUAUGAUUAUUAUAUUUCGUCUUAUUAUUGUUUAUCAUUAUUAUUAUUAUUAUUUUUUUUUUUGUUAACAACCCUGUUCUCAUCUGUCUUUUAGCCAGUGAUCCAUUAUCUGCUGUAUGUAUGUAUGUGUGUGUGUAUUUAUAUACAUAUAUAACAUCUACAUACAUACGUACGCAUAAUUAUAAAUCGGCACCAUGUCUUGAC
Molecule: messenger RNA, 2264 nt
Organism: Octopus bimaculoides (California two-spot octopus)
Lineage: Eukaryota; Metazoa; Mollusca; Cephalopoda; Octopoda; Octopodidae
Biological process (GO): calcium-mediated signaling; actin filament organization; neuron projection development
Cellular component (GO): dendrite; cytoplasm; actin cytoskeleton
Molecular function (GO): actin filament binding
Source: RefSeq, a predicted model, not a curated record